ACCUAAUUACGACGUACCUCUCAAUUACAUCUGCACUUCGUCCUUCUGAACGCAUCACCAUCAUCCGAAGCACUCCCCUACCUACCUACACACAACUCGUCGAUCCACGCUCGUCAGAUACCACCCAGUAAGAGUUCUAACGAGGUCACAAGUCCCUGCACGUAGCUGCUUUUCUCUUGCGACCAGUACAACGAGCGACUUUCAAACCGACCAUCAAAAGCGCUUGCCCAAGAUGGUUCUGGAAGCGGUGAUGGUUGUCGUGGACAACAGCGAGAGCAGCAGAAAUGGAGACUACCAACCCACUCGAUUCGACUCCCAAGCCGAUGCGGCAACUGUGAUCUUCCAACAAAUUACUCGCAGCAAUCCGGAGUCUUCUGUCGGGCUUAUGAGCAUGGGGGGAAAGGGCCCCGAGGUCCUCGUGACUCUCACAACGGAGCAGGGCAAGAUUCUGGAGGGCUUGCAUCGAACAAAGAACAAGAUUGGAGGGUCGUCGCAUCUUGCCACCGGCAUCCAGGUCGCCGGCUUGGCUCUCAAGCAUCGCCAGAACAAGUCCCAGCGGCAACGGAUAAUUGUCUUCGUCUGCUCACCCGUCGAGGAGGAAGAGAAGAAGCUGGUCCAACUCGCAAAGAAGAUGAAGAAGGGCAAUGUCUCUGUGGAUUUCGUGCUUUUCGGCGAGCUCGAUGAUGGCGACACCCAGAAGAAGCUACAGGCGUUCAACGAGAACGUGAAGGGCAGCGAGGGAUCGCAUCUAGUCGUCAUCCCCCCGAGCGGCAACCUCUUGAGCGAUCAGAUUAUCUCGUCUCCGAUAUUGCUGGGCGAGGGCGCCGCAGAAGCUGCCGGCAGUGCCGGUGCGGCUGGUGCCGGCGAGGGCGGUGACUUUGGCGGCCUCGAUUUCGACCCGGCUCUCGACCCCGAGCUUGCUUUGGCGCUACGCAUGAGUAUGGAGGAGGAGAAGGCGAGGCAAGAGAAGAAGGCACGCGAGGACGCCGAGGCGGCCCAGAAGGCAUCCCUCGAGGACAUUAAGGAGAACGGGGAGUCUGCUCCCCUUUUGAAUAAGGACGGCGAGCCGAGUGGCAGUGGCGACACUGGAAACCAAGAUGAGGACAAGAAUAAGAAAGGCGACGACAGGAUGGACACGUCGUAGCUGAGCAUCUCAGAAAGACCUGCUCAGUCGGGCUUCCGCAACUCGCGGUUGGUCGAGACAACAUGAUGUAACAAUUAGCUCUGGAGAAAAUUGCACGAGGGGUUGCACUCCGGCUUGCAGAGACAGGGAAAUGGAUGGCUUUAAUGAUUUAAGUUCCCCAACGCCGAUUAAUGCACGAAACGUGCUUCCAGCGAGAGUUUUCUUUCAACUCGCAACUCCCGCACAGCGGGACUAUCAACGCCGAAG
Molecule: messenger RNA, 1390 nt
Organism: Sodiomyces alkalinus F11
Lineage: Eukaryota; Fungi; Ascomycota; Sordariomycetes; Glomerellales; Plectosphaerellaceae
Product: 26S proteasome regulatory subunit s5a
Exons: 2
Coding region: 233-1144 (303 amino acids)
Biological process (GO): proteasome-mediated ubiquitin-dependent protein catabolic process
Cellular component (GO): cytosol; proteasome regulatory particle, base subcomplex; nucleus
Molecular function (GO): polyubiquitin modification-dependent protein binding
Source: RefSeq, a predicted model, not a curated record